UUGCGCCAAGCUGAUUAAUUCAUACUCAUACUUCAUUCGUUUCGUACCUAUUUAAUUAUUGUGUAUUUAAUCAACUUGAAGUUUAUCCAUCCAUGUUCAUAAUUUUAAAGUAUAAUUAAAAACGUACCUAGUGGUUAUAUUCUCUUUGAAUACAAUAAAAUAGCUACCUAUACAUAAUGGGUGAUGUAGGAGGGCAAAAAAAGCAAUUCAACAAGAAUAAAUUAAAGAAAACCAUUAAAAAUGUUCUCUGUCGGCCAGAUCAUGAUAUAUGGCCUGAAAUAUCUGAGGUUCAUAAAAUUUCAUUAGAGAUGGCAAUAAGUAAGUAUAAAUUAGUACUACCAAUGUUUAGAAAACCACAAUGGAAAGAAUUGAAGAUGGUUCCUAAAGAAAAUCGUCCUAAGUGGCCAAAAUUUCAGAAGGUGGAUGGCCUUUUGUUUGGUAUUAGAGAAUGCUGUAGUGCUAUUGAAAGUAAACAAUGCACUGCAGUCAUGAUAGAAUCUGCCAUCAAUCCCAGAUUAAUAGUGCAGCCUGUAAUAGAAGUUUGUCAGCAACAGCAAGUACCAUUUAUUUGCUGUCCUAAUUUGCGCAAAACUACUGAAAUUAACUUUGGCAUUCCAACUAGUUGUUUGGGUAUAAAACUUAACAGUUUGCAAGAUCUCACAGAUACUGUACUUAAGAUCGCAAAAGACUAUGCAGUGUUAAAAAAUUGCUCUUUAGGAGAGGAAAAAAUGGAAGUAAAUGUAACUGGUAUUUCUGUAAAGAAUGUAACAAACUCUACAGCUAAUUGUGACUUAGUAAAUUUGGUGUGUCCUUAUUUAUAUAGAUCUAAUAAAAAUACAAGAAUAUUUGUACCUGACAAAGCAGUGACAUCAGGAAAGUUAAGCAAGGACUUUGUUGGACAGAGUUAUAUAGAAUUUUCUAAUAAACUGAGUACCAAAAAGCCUACUAGAAACUCUUUCAAGAAUAUGAUGGUAAAGCGAAUUACAAACAAUCCUUUUAGGGGUGAAUUAAAUAAGAAGCAUUACAAAAAAUAAAAUCACAUUCGAGGAUAAAGAUGUUUUAUUUUAUCUAAAAUUAAUAUCUAAAAUGUCAAAAAAGACAUGUAUCAUUUUAUUCAUUCCACAAGGAAUGCAAUAAUUAGGAGUCAGUUGUACUUUGAGAUACAUGAAAAUAUAACCAAUUGGUCAAGGUGUAUCAAAGGGUCUUACAAAGGAGCCCAGUCAGCUGGGAUGUCAAGUUAUGUAUGUAUCUCAAAAAACUUCUGACCAUUGUAAUCAAAUUUUACCAAAUUAUAAUUCUUGAACACUUAUAAUAUUCAGUUGUAAUUUGUAAGCAUUGGUAAAACUUGAUUGAUAAUUAUGCUAAAUUAAUAAUGCCAUACACAGUUUAUUAUUAAGUAUAGCAUACUAGUAGAUAUAAUGUAUCUUACAUUUCAAUUGAUGCAUUGCAUUAAUUUUUAACCAGUUCAAUUUAAUAAAAAUCAAACAAUAAGUGUCUAUAUUACACUCAUAAUCAAGAUGUCUUAAGUCAAUAUUAUUUCUUGCCAUUGUUAUA
Amyelois transitella is the source of this 1554-nucleotide messenger RNA. RefSeq lists its product as uncharacterized. The transcript is spliced from 3 exons. Bases 177 to 1034 code for a protein of 285 amino acids. NCBI's taxonomy places the organism in Eukaryota, Metazoa, Arthropoda, Insecta, Lepidoptera, Pyralidae. The record is from RefSeq and is a predicted model, not a curated record.